Meloidogyne enterolobii is the source of this 660-nucleotide messenger RNA. NCBI's taxonomy places the organism in Eukaryota, Metazoa, Nematoda, Chromadorea, Rhabditida, Meloidogynidae. The record is from the annotation of a GenBank genome assembly.
AUGAUGAUGAAAUUAAUUACUAAACUUUUUCGAAGAAGUAUUUCAUCAUUAAAUCAACAAAGGAAAUUGCAUUAUCCGGCUGUAGAUGAUUUGAAACAGUUGAGGGAAAAAGAAGAAAACAAAAUUGAUGGUGAAUUUGUUCCUGUUGAGUGUAAGCCAACUGAAUUGCUUAAACAAUUGAUGAAAGAUGAUCUGACACUCCAAUCUAGAGUUGAGAGAAUUCAGAAAGAAUUUAAGAUUUAUGAAUACUUCUCUUCUUGUGUGCCUACUGCUUUUAGGGACAAACAUUGGCUUUAUUUGCUUAGGACUAGUGACAUACAUGAGCGUGUUCGUUAUUUUUAUUUUAUGGGACUAACAGAGCAAAGAGAUGCAAACGACAAGCAAAAAGAAGAAGCUAGAAAAGCUGCAAAGAGUGAAAAAUUUAUGGAAAAUUUGGAAAAAUUUGAAAGAGGAGAAAUGGCUUAUGGUCCUCCUGCUUAUACUCUUAUGUUUUAUAAAAGAUCAGUAACUGAAUUUUAUUUUUGGAAUGCUAUUCAAUUAGCAAUGCAAAAUGAAAUGCCUCGUUUACUUUUUGAUUGUCAAUUUCUCCCAAAUAUGCCGACUAAAGAAUAUGGACGUGUUUUAAGAUCGGCUGGGCAUGCUUUUUUUGUUUGUUUUUGA